This is a messenger RNA of Mus caroli (Ryukyu mouse), 7886 nucleotides long. Lineage: Eukaryota; Metazoa; Chordata; Mammalia; Rodentia; Muridae. The record is from RefSeq and is a predicted model, not a curated record.
CUCGGCUCGGUCCUGAGGAGAAGGACUCAGCCGCGGCUGCGGGACCUGGGCACCGGAGGCAGUGGCGGCGGCGGCGGCGGCGGCGGCAGCGGCGACAGCAGAGGAAGACGAGGAGGAAGAAGGAAGAAAAAGAAGAGCCAGACGGAGUCCGCAACGACGACAGCUGGGACUGCGGGACCGGGGAAAAGCGGCGGCGGCGGCGGCCCAGCAACCGUGAGGAGAAACAAAAGCCUUCUAAAUUAUAGUUUCCAAUCAGUCUAGGGGAAAAGAGAGCGCGAGCCGAGGGGGGAGGCUUUUCUCCUUUAGAGUAACUACGGUAGCGGGGUUUUCCUUUUUGUCCAUCCCCCUUCCCCCUCCCCCCGGCGGAGAAUCGAACUGAGAGAACUGAACAAACCGCCCCUGGGUCCCAUGAGGGAAAAAAAUCCCGGAGCCGCAGAGAGGGGAAGAGGCAGAAACCGCAGGACCUUCCAGGUCGCCCCCUUGCUCCCCGCACCCCCGGGCCGCCAGCUCGCCCUUGUCCAGUCUCGCUAAUCCCUCCUGAUCGCGACACCCCCCAGAGGGAGAAACGGGUGUUUCCAACCCCUUUCAUGGGGGAAAGGAGGCCGAGGGGAGCCCAAGAACAGCAAACGCAGCAAGAUCUGCACCCGGAGCCCAAGGAACAGCCCCAGAGGCCCACACUGCACCCUACAAAAGAACAGAAACAGGACCAGGAACAGCAGAAAUCUCCCUGCAAUCAUCUUUCCUUUAGUCAAGGCUGAUUUCCUCUUUGGCAACCAGAAAUUCACCUCCCGCCCCAGAUAACCUAAUAUAAUCUAUCUAUAUAUAAAUAUAUAAUAUAUAAUGUUCUUAAAUUAUUCCUGAUUUUUUUAACCAAGCUGCCAAGAAAAGAACGUAUUCACCCCUUAAUCCUAUUCUAAUUUUUAUGUGAAUCUAAACUGCUGAGGAAGACCAUAUGUGAUUGUUAAAUUUUAUAUAUAUAUAUUUUUACUCCGCACAAUGCUUAUUCUUCUAUAUCCAUAGAUGCUUGAGAAGCUGUGUUUUUGUCAUUCAUGAACAUUUUCCUUUGGAAAAAGAAAGCGCCUAUUUUACUAACCAAAGACUUGAUUUUUACCUUUUUCCUUUUUUAUUCCCUCCUUGAAAUAAGCCCAAUUGGAUUCAUAUCAAUAUUUUAAAAGGUUUUUUUUUUUUUUUAGGUUCUUUUCCAUUCAGAGAGACCAGAAUUCCAAAUCAGAGAUACGUAGGGUGAUAAGCUGUGAUCUUUGAGUUAGCUAUAAAUAAGAUACUUCAAGCAAACAUAUUUGAGAUACAGGGGAGGAAAGACGUGAGACAUUAGGUUGUCUUUUUUUUAUUGUGAGAUUCUGAUCCUAAAAAUAAUAAAUGGGGGAUUACGGGUUUGGAGUGCUAGUGCAAAGCAAUACUGGGAAUAAAUCUGCUUUUCCAGUUCGAUUCCAUCCACAUCUGCAGCCUCCACACCAUCACCAAAAUGCCACCCCCAACCCUGCUGCUUUUAUAAAUAAUAACACAGCUGCCAAUGGCAGCAGUGCUGGGUCAGCCUGGCUCUUUCCUGCCCCAGCUACUCAUAACAUUCAGGAUGAGAUCUUGGGGUCAGAAAAAGCAAAAAGUCAACAGCAAGAACAACAAGACCCUUUAGAAAAGCAACAGCUCUCCCCUAGUCCAGGUCAGGAAGCUGGAAUACUGCCUGAAACUGAAAAGGCAAAAGCUGAAGAAAAUCCAGGGGACAGUUCUUCAGAAAACAGCAACGGAAAAGAAAAACUACGCAUUGAAUCACCAGUGUUGACAGGGUUUGAUUACCAAGAAGCCACGGGUCUCGGGACUUCCACCCAACCCUUGACAUCCAGUGCAUCGUCCCUUACUGGUUUCAGUAACUGGUCAGCAGCGAUAGCACCUUCUUCCUCCACUAUAAUCAAUGAAGAUGCAAGUUUCUUUCACCAGGGAGGGGUCCCUGGCGCUUCAGCUAAUAAUGGUGCUCUCUUGUUUCAAAAUUUUCCCCAUCAUGUCAGCCCUGGCUUUGGUGGUAGCUUCUCCCCUCAGAUCGGGCCUCUCUCCCAGCACCAUCCUCAUCACCCCCAUUUCCAGCACCAUCACAGCCAGCAUCAGCAGCAGAGGAGGUCUCCUGCCAGUCCCCACCCCCCACCUUUCACACAUAGAAGUGCUGCUUUUAACCAGCUGCCUCAUUUGGCGAAUAAUCUUAACAAACCUCCUUCUCCAUGGAGCAGCUACCAGAGUCCUUCUCCAACCCCCUCUUCUUCCUGGAGCCCAGGAGGUGGCGGCUACGGUGGCUGGGGAGCAUCUCAAGGCCGGGAUCACCGCAGAGGGCUGAACGGUGGAAUAACACCCCUGAACUCAAUCUCACCUUUGAAGAAAAAUUUCGCAAGCAAUCAUAUUCAGCUCCAGAAGUAUGCUCGCCCUAGCUCAGCCUUUGCUCCAAAAUCCUGGAUGGAAGAUAGCUUGAACAGGGCUGACAACAUUUUUCCUUUUCCGGAACGCCCCAGGACGUUUGACAUGCACUCACUGGAGAGCUCACUCAUUGACAUAAUGAGAGCUGAAAAUGAUUCCAUUAAAGCAAGGACUUAUGGGCGAAGGAGAGGUCAGUCUUCAUUGUUUCCGAUGGAAGAUGGAUUCCUGGAUGAUGGCCGUGGGGAUCAACCUCUUCAUAGUGGUCUGGGGUCACCUCACUGCUUCACUCACCAGAAUGGGGAGAGAGUGGAACGAUACUCUCGCAAAGUGUUUGUGGGUGGAUUGCCUCCUGAUAUUGAUGAAGAUGAGAUCACAGCUAGUUUCCGUCGCUUUGGCCCUUUGAUUGUGGAUUGGCCUCAUAAGGCAGAGAGCAAAUCUUAUUUUCCACCAAAAGGCUAUGCAUUCCUGCUGUUUCAAGAUGAAAGUUCUGUUCAGGCUCUCAUUGAUGCAUGUAUUGAAGAAGAUGGAAAACUUUACCUGUGUGUAUCAAGUCCAACCAUCAAGGAUAAACCAGUGCAGAUCCGGCCCUGGAAUCUCAGUGACAGUGACUUUGUGAUGGAUGGCUCACAGCCACUUGACCCACGGAAAACAAUAUUUGUUGGUGGUGUUCCUCGACCAUUACGAGCUGUGGAGCUUGCAAUGAUAAUGGACCGGCUGUAUGGAGGCGUCUGCUAUGCUGGAAUCGAUACUGACCCAGAGCUCAAAUACCCAAAAGGAGCUGGAAGAGUCGCGUUUUCUAAUCAACAGAGUUACAUAGCUGCUAUCAGUGCCCGCUUUGUUCAGCUGCAGCAUGGAGAGAUAGAUAAACGGGUGGAGGUUAAGCCAUAUGUCUUGGAUGACCAGCUGUGUGAUGAAUGUCAAGGGGCCCGUUGUGGGGGGAAAUUUGCUCCAUUUUUCUGUGCUAAUGUUACCUGUCUGCAGUAUUACUGUGAAUAUUGCUGGGCUGCUAUUCACUCUCGUGCUGGCAGAGAAUUCCACAAGCCCCUGGUGAAGGAAGGUGGUGACCGCCCUCGGCAUAUUUCAUUCCGCUGGAACUGAAGAAUGAAUGACUCCAGAGCUCAUUUGCAGGCCUCAGAAGAAGUGCCCUCUUCUGUUAAUUCCAACUCUUCCUCAGCCUCUUCACACUGGCAUGUCCUGCACAGCAGUGUGUAACUAUCAGUGGUAGAAUGAAAAGAACAACCUACAACAUAGGUAUUUUGUAGACUCUCAUGUCACUGCAAACAGUAUGUUCAACUCCAUUUCACAUUGCCAUUAUGUUGCAUGCAGGUUUUAAUUCUCUUGUUUUGCUGGAGGCCAAGAGGAUCCAAACUUGCUGUAGCAUUUUCUUAGAGGAGAGAAAUAUUAACAGAGAAAUGAGACAAUAUGUUGAGGUUUUAAUUGCUGGUAAUGAUAUAACAUAUAAGAAAACUUUAUUGAGAUAAUCACCAACAGUAACACUAUCGUCUGUUCUGACACGUCUGGUCUCCCCCAGGAAAGUGCUCUUGCCAGUUCUUUUCUUUCAUUCCUUAUCUCUCUCUUUUCUAUCCCUUUUUAUUCUUUAACAGCAAUGGAGGAAGUUAACAGUUAUUAACAGGAAAGAGUAUGUCAGAGCAAGCAAAUGCAUGAGCAAGAUUGAGCAGCAUAACUAUAAGAGCUUUGAGGCUGACGAUAGCUUGAUCAUGCCUCAAAUGCCUUCAUACAUCAGAAAAAAUAAAGUAGGCAGAGCUGAGUUUGUUUUCUUUGAAAUAAUUCUUAAAAUUCCGAAUGUAAGAAUUGGGUGACUUUACUACUGAGGGGAGUGCGCUUAUUUAUUUAACUGACUUCCUAAUCACAGCCCCAGGAAACCUACCAAAGCUAGAAUUAAUGAUGUCUGGUGGGAAAACAGAAGAACAAAUACAUAAAUUUUAUUUUUGUUAUUAUAUAUAAACUCUAUAUCCUAAUUUACUAACAGUCAUCAGGUGUCAGCCUUUGCUCUCCAUUUUGACAUUAAAAACAACAUAUCUAGACAUACCUCAAGGAUAUCAUUUUUGACUUUGUGUUACACUACACUUGUAGCCAAAACUGGAAGAUUAAAAACAACAUACAGAUCGGCUGCCCAUUGGCCUUGUUUUCCAUUUGAAGUUACUUUGGAAUCCUGUAAUUUAGUUGUAACAUAGAAAAUGUGGGGGGGAAAGGUUAAAAAAAAAAGUCAAGUAGUUGCAAAGUGUUUUUGCACUGUUGAACUAAGUAAUUGUGUAAAUCUGUGCAAAAGUCCGUAUGGUUAUCUUACUCUUCCUAUAAGGUACAAUAACAUACACUUUCCGAACUUAGCAUGGGACAUAGUGUUUGAAGUGCCAACUUCAUCAAGUAAUGCAUGCUUUAUUAUAAAUACAACCCUAGCUUUGAAAGAUGUUCUUAUGUUUUGAACAGUCUGCUUCGGGGGGUAAAUUUAAAAUAGUCUCUUGAAGCCCCGGUCAUGGAAGUAACUUUUGGUUUAAUUGCCAUUCUCUUAUUAAAUGCCCUACCGUAGUUCAAAGGAUUACUAUCAGUGUGCAAAGCAUUUAACAGCAGCAGUCUAAGUGCAGUCUUGCUAGCUGUGCUGCCUAACAGUACCAUCUUGGAUCCUUCAGAACCAAAGACUUGCCUGCAGUGCUGUCACCGCCUGGCUGGUGACUCUUCUGCUGUCUGUAGGAAAAGCAGCCCUUUAUUUUUAACACAGGCUUUAAUGAACUACACCUGUUAAGUUCCAAAGGUCAAAAUGGAGGCACUUGCUGUCUAAGAGUCCAACAGAAAGAGGGAGCCACUGUCAAAGAAUCCCCUGCUAACAGAACAGCGAAGCAGCUGUGUGGUGGAGGGUGCUGUCUCUCAUGUAGCUGGUCAGGGACAUCUUUUUCUUUUCUCCUGAACUACAUGAUUCUAAUUGGAAUGUUCAUUUGCCUCUUUUUCUUCCUUUAAUGCUUGUAGGUGGCUUGGGGUGUGCUAUUGUGCUGGUCCUACUCAGUAAACAGGUGUGAUGAGUUCACAAGAACUAACACUGCUUGAGAACUAGCUUUGAGUAAUCCUUUUCCCUUUGUACACGGCCUGCUGAAUUCCGGUACAGUGUCUGUAGCUGACUUAUUUUGUCAUGCACAUGAUGUACAUUUGUUAUGCACUACUUUUGUAUACCUUGUUUUUCCAACAGUGAACAUUUUUAGGCACACUUUUCACUGACGGGAUAUCUCUUUAUGCAAUACCUCAAUUUUUCAUAUUGCAAAGAGUAGCUUUUUGUACUUUUAUUACUGAGAGAUCUUCAUAUACUUCAUUUUUUAAUAUAAAUAAUUUUAAUAAAUUUUAUUUUCUUAUAUUCUGCUUUUUAUACAUUUCAGUGCUCUGCAUACAUUUUAAAUUAUGAAUGUUGUGCACUGGCAAUGCUAUUUUAGAGUCUGCAGAGAAGAGAAAGCAUGUUGCUUAAACAUCCUUCCCCAGCACCAGCUACUGGUGUACCUAUAAUUUAAGAAAUAGUCUAUGUAAAGUCACAAAUUAAUGAAAAAAAUUCGCAUGAAAAUGACAAAAUAACACUGUAGUUCCUAAAAAAAAAAAUUAAAUGCAUAACCAUAGGGUAGAAAUUUAAAAUAACAAAAUUGUCUACAGCUUCUUACUAAGUUUUUUAAAUUAUUCAUAAAAUGCAGACAUUUUGGGUGAAUGUUUAAUCAUUUUUAAUCUUAAUUAAUUGAUGUUACAUGUUUGAUUCAGAGAUGUCUGCUCUUUUAAAUUCUAUAUAAUGAAAUCGCCUGCCACAGGACAGGUUUGUAAUGUUAGUAUGCAUGACUAAUGUAAGAAAUUGUUAUUCUGCUAAUAUUUACUUGUGAUUGUGUGACAAGCGUGUUUACAGAUGAUUUGGUUCCACUUCUUUACAGGGCAUAAACAAUGAUUAUCUAUUACUCUGAACUUUAUGAUUACAUGUCCUUCAGAUUACAUGGGAUUGUAGCUGGGAGUUACCAUGUAACUCAAACAUUAUUAACAUGUAAUUAGUUUACAGGUUUUAGGGUAUCACUUCAAUUUACCAAGCAUGUAGUUCUAGCGCACUAGCAUGGCACCAGCCAUGUAUUUACAAUGUAGUUACAGAGUAAUUACAUGGUUAUUUUUGCAAUGUAAAAUAAAGUGUUUCUGAUUAUUUUCUAUGUAAAGGACCCCCACCCUACCCGUGCCCCCUGGCUUUGGUAUAAUAUAUUUACUUCUCCAUACACAGACCUCUGCAGAAUGCAACAUAAAACGUGCAGUGAAUGAACUUAGCAUUUUAUGAGAGUGCUGUUGGAAAGACUUGAUAAUUCACCCCUUUUUGUUUUGAAGAGUUGAAUCUUCUGUUAAAAGGUGAUUUAAAACUUGAAUGUGAUGAAUUGUGGCAAGCUCACUCCAGUUAUGUGCAAUACUUAUCUCACACUUUGGAAGAUCUUUGCAGUGUAAUUCUUUGUUUUUAAUUGCAGACAUUAAAAAAUGUCAUUUUCUACUGUUAAGAGUAAUCCUCUUUCUUGCUGGUGUUUCUAAAGAAAAGAAUCAGAAAUCAAUCUUUCUACUAAUGUAAAUUUGAGAUUAUUUUUAAAAAUGGAAUAAAAGAGGUUUUGGUCAUUUGCUUUAUUUUAUUAUCUUAUUUUAAAGCUACUGUGAUUGAUAGCAUUGUAAGAAUUGGGACAAUAUUGUAUUCAACUGUUUUAUUUUUUAUAUUUUUAAAAUUUAAAGUAUAAUUAGUUUUUAUAAUUUCAUCAGAUUUUUGUUAUAUUUUUUUGGAAGUGAAACUUUUAGCAAGUGGGUGUCUAGUUUUUACUAAUCCCUAAUUUUUCCAGUGUAUUGCUCAUAUUAUCAGAAGGGAACGUUAUUUAAGUGCGUCAGUUAAUUGUACUACUUGGCUGAAUUUCCAUAUAGUUUUUACUGUGUAUGGGGAGGUUGUAGUAUUUAUUCUAGCAUUUUAAAUAAGGGUAAUUCAUUUUUUAUUAAAGUCAUUUUCACGUUAAGUUCCUAUUUUUGUAUGUUCUACUCUUAAGUUAUAUAACACAGUUUCUUUUUUAAAAGAGUUCAUUUGUUGAAGUGCUAGUGGAAAAUUAAUGUUAUUAAAUAGUUUGCAAAUGACUAUUUAUACCAGUAUGCAUAUAAUUUUUAAAUAUUUGUAAUGUGAGAUGUUGAAUGAAUAAAACUUUUAACUCAGAUUUCUUUUACUAUACUUAUUUCAUUUUAGCAUAAGUAGACUCCCUUUUGGGAAUAUGACAUUUUUAGAACACUAAGAAUGUCAUGUUGGGCCCUGGCCGAACAAACCAGUAUGAAAAAGUCUUUAGUCAUGUGAGUGCUCAUGGCAGGCAUUCCUGGCUUCUGGAAGUUGUAAGAGCUGUCAGCUGUAGUGUCUUUGGCCUGACUGUUAAUUCAUGUGCUGCUGUGUGGUGUCUGGGGGUGGGGUGUAUCAGCCUGCAAUCUGAGUGUUC